Molecule: messenger RNA, 1401 nt
Organism: Nerophis lumbriciformis (worm pipefish)
Lineage: Eukaryota; Metazoa; Chordata; Actinopteri; Syngnathiformes; Syngnathidae
Source: RefSeq, a predicted model, not a curated record
AUGGGGAGAGCCGGAUGCUGUUGCAGCGAGGCUGAGCGCCUCGCCUCCCCGUUCCUGGUGCACCGUUUCCGGCCACUGCUGCUGAUCAUCAUCGCUCUGACCUCCGCUGGCCGCAUAGGUUAUUGCCAAGUGAUCACUCCUCAGUGUCGCAUCCAAAAGUGUACCACUGACUUUGUCUCCUUGACCUCCCACCUCACGCCGACUGUGGAUGACUUUCACGUUGAAUUCUGCAAAGCUUUGCGGGCUUACUCAGCCUGUACGCAAAGGACAGCAAAACCCUGCAGGGGUAACCUGGUCUACCAUUCGGCAAUGCUGGGCAUCUCGGAUUUAAUGAGCCAGAGGAACUGCUCCCGAGAUGGUCCGACUUCCUCCACCCAUCCCGAGAUCCACCAUGAGCCGUGUAACUACUACAGUCGCACUCAGCACGCUCACGCCCACGCGCACACUCACGGGCACUCACAUGCUCACAGCCACAGUCACUCAAGGCCUGAAUUCCUUUUCUGCGGGCUGUUCGGAGAUCCCCACUUAAGGACAUUCAAGGACAGCUUCCAGACUUGCAAGGUGGAGGGAGCAUGGCCUCUCAUCGAUAAUGACUAUCUGUCGGUUCAGGUCACUAAUGUUCCAGUGGUUACAGGCUCCGCUGCCACGGCCACCAAUAAGAUCACUGUUAUCUUCAAACCCUACGAGGGCUGCACUGACCAAAGGGUCUACCAAGCCGUGACUGACAACUUACCCGCCGCCUUCGACGAUGGAACGGUGAGCAGUGGCGACCCCAUUCACGUCUCCAUGGGGACAGACGGUGCCACUGGGAAAGUGCGGGCCCUUUGGAUCUCAGAGCGCAGUCCGGGCCACCACGUAGAGCUGCACGCGGGUUACAUUGGCGUCACGGUGAUUGUCCGACAGCUCGGUCGCUACCUAACCCUGGCGGUACGGAUCCCAGAGGAGCUGUCUCAGGCCUAUGACGCCACUCAAGACCUGCAGCUAUGUCUAAACGGCUGCCCCAGGGUUGAACGCAUCGACCAGGGCGGUCACCUGCCCCUGUCUCCGCCUUCAGUUGGCCUUCAGCUCCAGCAUCUGCACGGGCCCAGAUAUUCUUCACAGAUACAGUUAUCCUCCUACGGUGACAGGCAGGUGUUCACUCUGGAGGGUGCAAAGGACCGCUGCCGGGAGCAGCUGGAGGUGCAGGACAUUUACUUCCACUCCUGUGUGUUUGACCUCCUUACCACCGGGGACGCUAACUUUACCGUGGCAGCAUACAGCGCCCAGAAAGACAUGGAGAGUCUUCACCCGCACAGAGACAAAUGGAGGAUCUACCCACAAGCUUCUGCCCCCUCCAUUCUGUACCCCCAACCUUUUCUACUCUUCACUCUGCUUCUACUUUGUACGCUUAGUUUUGUGUAA